GUUCUUUUACUAUCAACUACAUACAUAGACUUCUUAUUGUUAUUUCUUCCGGGCAUGAAGCCUCUUUGCUCGAGAUCAGUUGUUGUGAAUUCUUCAAAUUGGUCCUCAAUACACUGUAUACACUAUCGCAUGUAUACACUUUCGCGCCCGGCAUGGAGUUCAUCCCUGAGAAACGACGUGUGGUCAUCACCGACGAGAAUCUAGGCCCCAUUGUGAGCAUUGUGUCAAUUUUACUUCUGAUAUCAGUCGUUCUCAUAGUACUCUCCCGGCUUUGUACUCGGUAUUUUCUAAGACGACAGCUUUCGCUGGAAGAUGGUCUCGUCUUCGCUGCAGCGAUUCUCAGCACUGGGGAGCUCGUGACAAUCCUAGGCCUUGACUCGAACGGCCUUGGAUCCCCGAUCCAAACAUUGUCCAAGGAACAGGUGCUUCGGUUUCAGAAGUACUCAUAUUCAACCGAUGUGCUCUACGUGUUGAACAUUGGGCUCACUGAGAUAUCUAUCUUGCGUCUCAUCUAUAGUCUGACGCCGGUGAAGAACCAGAAGAUCGUCGCCUUGAUGGCCAUUGGAUUCACCACUUUAUGGACUAUAAGUAGUCUGUUUGCCCUACUUUUCCAAUGCCAUUUACCGCAUGUCUGGCAGUUCAUUGACAAUAGAUGUAUCAAUAAGGUUUCGUUCUGGAUUUCCUAUACUGUUGUCCACAUCGUCACGGAGCUCGCUGUGAUUUUCCUUUCUGUGGUAUUGGUCUGGGAUUCCAAGCUGUUAAGGGGCGUUAAAUUACUGGUCGUAUUUCCGUUCACACUUCGCAUCCUUGUGCUUGUCCCCGCCAUUGCACAAAUCGCAUACUUUGCACCUGCAAUCAAGUCUCGUAACCCAACAUUCGAACUGUGGACUUCCGUCCUCUGCGCACAAAUCACACAGACAAUUAGCAUCACCACAGCAUGCUUCAUUCAAUUAAGGCCCUUUAUUACAUCGCUCCAUUCAGGGCUCUUACACAACAAUGAUGCGAGGCGACGCAUAAGGCAGGACUCUCGAAGUGGCUCGGGUUACCUAUCAUUAGGCGGCAAAGGGCGCAAUUGGAGCGACACUGGCAGGAGUGGCUCAGAUGCACCUGCUCUGGCACCUGAAAGCAGGAAUGUGUUUGUGGGUGGUAGAGAUCCUUGGGGUCAAUAUGGAAAGGAUCUGAAUGAAAAUUCAGAUGGCAGCCCCACCAGUGCGCCGGCUGGACGGAUAUCACAAGUUAUUCGGCAGACUACAAGCAUUGCUGUCGAAUUCUCUGACAGACAUAAGCGCUAAGUGCACGAUUUCAUCUCAGGUGCGAGGCUCAUUUUAAUUGGAUAGUCUUCGGUAAUAUCCCCAUCAAUGUAAAUAUCCUCCAAUGUCUAUUGGUGGGCAAAGAUU
Messenger RNA from Mollisia scopiformis, 1397 nucleotides. RefSeq lists its product as uncharacterized. NCBI's taxonomy places the organism in Eukaryota, Fungi, Ascomycota, Leotiomycetes, Helotiales, Mollisiaceae. Bases 153 to 1292 code for a protein of 379 amino acids. The record is from RefSeq and is a predicted model, not a curated record. The transcript is spliced from 5 exons.